Sinocyclocheilus grahami is the source of this 887-nucleotide messenger RNA. Its product is annotated as integrin beta-1-like. NCBI's taxonomy places the organism in Eukaryota, Metazoa, Chordata, Actinopteri, Cypriniformes, Cyprinidae. The record is from RefSeq and is a predicted model, not a curated record. The transcript is spliced from 4 exons. Gene Ontology annotation, molecular function: protein kinase binding; C-X3-C chemokine binding; collagen binding involved in cell-matrix adhesion. Gene Ontology annotation, cellular component: focal adhesion; cell surface; integrin complex. Gene Ontology annotation, biological process: cell-cell adhesion; integrin-mediated signaling pathway; cell migration. The annotation marks the transcript as partial.
AAUCUGCCCAACCUGCCUAAGAAUUUGCACAAAACACUAUGCCAACAAUUUGGCACAGGUAGCAAGAAACAUACAUGUGAGAUCGACUGCAGAUCCUUCAGUCUAACAGCAGUGAAGACUAAGGAGGAACUUCCUCAGCCCAAUGACCAGCCCUACAUCGAUCUCUGCAAAGAGCGCAACGUUGAUGACUGUUGGUUCUUCUUCACCUACGCUACCAAGAACGAUGACAACAUUGAUGUCCUUGUGGCUGAAAAAAAAGAGUGUCCCUCUGGCCCUGACAUCAUCCCCAUCGUAGCGGGUGUGGUCGCAGGAAUCGUUCUGAUUGGUUUAGCACUUCUGCUCAUCUGGAAGCUGCUCAUGAUUAUUCAUGACCUCAGAGAGUUCGCCAAGUUCGAGAAAGAGAAGAUGAAUGCCAGAUGGGACACAGGUGACAACCCCAUCUACAAGAGUGCUGUGACAACUGUGGUGAACCCCAAAUAUGAGGGAAAUUGAUGGAUCUUCAGGAUGGCUUGCAGCAGUGGUUCUCAGAUGGUCUUUGCUUCAUCGCCCAGAUUUUACAUUGGUGACCUAAUAUAGUAUCAUAAACUGUAUUUAAAGUAAUCUGGAACCGAUUUUGAAUUUGGACCAAAAUACCCACUCAUACCCACUUGUCAACAACAGUUUUAUCCUCCCUUUUAAAUUUUGGGUCCCAACCUCCCAGUUGAGAACUGAUUUGUAAGCUAGUUUCCUAUUGCUUGAUUAUAUUUCUCUAUUUUGUAAUGUUUAUAUGUAAAUAUUAAACUCCUCAUUUCCCGUGAGAUUAUGGUUUUCCAGAGCACAAGAAGUCACAACAAGAUUCACCAAUGAUUAUUAUUUUUGAAAACGUUCUAUAAAGCCAAUAAAACAGU